UGCGCAGACGGAGCAGCGCCUCAGUUUCGAUUCUUUACAGGCAGAAACAACUAAUCCAAACACACCAGUGACUGACAGGCGAAUUUAACCUUCUGGGCUCUUAAAGCUUUCUGCUUUCACACUGUGUUCUCCUCAGAUGCUCAAAACACGGAGAAGAGAUGUCACGUAAAUCGAGCAUGAACGCGUCUAAGCAGACGCCCUCUCUGAAAGCUAAAGGACUCAAAGACAUCAGGAUCGAUGAGGAGGUCAAGAUCUCCGUGAACAUCGCGCUGGAGAGGUUCCAGUACAGCGACGACAAAGAGCUGGAUUUCCCUUCUUCAUUGACCAAUGCCGAGAGAGCGUUCGUUCAUCGGCUUGCUCAGUCGCUCGGCUACGUCUCGAAAAGCAGGGGGAAAGGCUCGAGUCGAUGUCUGACCGUGAGGAAGAAGGACGGCACGGAGUCGGCUCACUCCGUCAUGACCUGUGACCUCACACACAGCUCCAAACACAUGGUGCAGAGCCUCCUGCAGAGGUUCCCCAUCACCAACAAGGAGCGCAGCGAGCUCCAGCCGCGCAGCGAGAGGGCCGUGCUCGCGUCCCCCGACACUGACAGUAAAAGCAGGACGAGCGGGCGUCUCAGCCACGGGAUCCCUCAGGUCCCUCACAUGCGAGGCCCGUCUGAACUGGAUUGUUUCCGGAGAUCGUUGCCCGUGUAUGAGCGUCGGGACGAGCUGGUCCAAACCAUCAGGGAGAACCAGGUGGUGCUGGUCCUGGGGGAGACCGGCUCAGGCAAAACCACACAGAUCCCCCAGUUCCUGCUGGACGACUGCAGUGUGAAUGGGAUUCCCUGCCGGAUCUUCUGCACUCAGCCCCGGAGACUGGCGACGAUCGCGGUGGCGGAGCGUGUGGCGGCCGAGCGCGGAGAGAAGAUCGGGCAGACCGUCGGCUAUCAGAUCCGCCUGGAGAGCAGAGUCUCUCCUAAAACCCUGCUGACGUUCUGCACGAGUGGAGUUCUGCUGAGGACGCUGAUGGCCGGAGACGACGCGAUGUCGAUGGUCACGCACGUCAUUGUGGACGAGGUGCACGAGCGAGACGGACUGACGGACUUCUUGCUCACGAAGAUGAAGGACAUGCUUCAGAAGAUGCCGUCGCUAAAGCUAAUCCUGUCUAGCGCCGCGCUGGACGUCAGUCUGUUCAUCAGAUACUUCGGCGCGUGUCCCGUUAUUCACAUCAAAGGUUGUCCAUACGAGGUCAAGCAACUCUUUCUGGAGGAUAUCCUGCGAACCACCGGAUACACCAACAAAGACAUGAUCAAAUACAAGAAGGAGGCGCAGAAAGAGGAGCGGCAGCAGUCGUCUCUGACGCAGUGGUGUGAGUCCCAUCGGGCCGACCCGGACCCAGAGCCGGCCCGGGAAAGGACGCCAUCUUGUGUCCUGCCCGAGAACGACCUCCUGGACGACGGAGGAGACAGUGUGUUCAGCCAGAUGAGCGAGAAGGACGUGGCCUCGCUAGAGCCGUGGCUCCUCAGGGAAAUGGACGCCUGCAUCUCAAACAUUUUCUUGAACCAAGACGCUGACGCCUUCAUACAGAUCUUCAAUCUCAUCCUGAACGAGAACAUCAGUGUGGAUUACAGGCACAGCGAGACGAGCGCCACUGCUCUGAUGGUGGCCUCGGGUCGAGGGUUCCUCUGUCAGAUGGAGCAGCUGCUCAGCAUGGGCGCAAACGUCAACAUCAGAGCCUCCAACGGCUGGACGGCUCUCGACUGGGCGAAACGCUUCGAGCAACCCGAGGCUGUAGAUCUGCUGGAGUCUCACAUAUGGGGUGUCGAGCCGGGUCGUCUGGACGAGGCGUCUCUGGUUCAGUCCUCCACAUCUGAUCUGAGCUCUGAGGACCAGGAGCGUCUCAAAGCGUAUCAUCACAGCUUCGACGACGAGAAGGUGGAUCUGGACCUCAUCCUGCACCUGCUGUCCAGCAUCUGCCAGAGCUCCGACGAGGGCGCGGUGUUGAUUUUCCUGCCCGGCUACGAUGAGAUCGUGUCUCUGAGAGAUCGCAUCGUCUUUGAUGAUAAAAGGUUCAUGGAUCACCAGCAAAGGUUUCAGGUGUUCAUCCUUCACUCCAGCAUGCAGACGUCAGACCAGAAGAAGGUUCUGAGGAACACCCCUAAAGGGGUUCGCAAGAUCAUUCUCUCGACCAACAUCGCAGAGACCAGCAUUACGGUCAACGAUGUUGUUUUUGUCAUCGACUCCGGCAAAGUUAAAGAGAAAGCCUACGACGCUUUGAAUAACGUGACGAUGCUGAAGAUGGUGUGGAUCUCGAAGGCCAGCGCUCUGCAGAGGAAGGGCAGAGCGGGGCGCUGCAGACCGGGGAUCUGCUUCCAUCUCUUCAGCCGUCUGAGGUUCAACAACAUGCUGGAACAUCAGAUUCCACAGCUACUGCGCAUGCCUCUGCAGGAACUGUGUCUGCACACUAAGCUCCUGGCUCCCGUCUCCUGCCCGAUCGCGGAGUUCCUGUCGAGAGCACCUGAGCCGCCGCACAUGCACACGGUCAAACACGCCGUGCAGAUGCUCAAGACCAUCGAUGCCAUGGACCCCUGGGAGAACCUGACGGAGCUGGGCUUCCACCUGGCCGACCUGCCCGUGGAGCCGCACCUGGGGAAGAUGGUUCUGUGUGCGGUGGUUCUGAAGUGUCUGGACCCGAUCCUCACCAUCGCCUGUACGCUGGCCCACCGAGACCCGUUCGUUCUGCCGGCUCAGGCCGCUCAGAAGCGCGGAGCCAUGCUGUGCCGGAAACGCUUCACCGCAAACACCUUCAGCGACCACAUGGCCCUGCUCCGGGCCUUUCAGGCGUGGCAGAAAGCUCGCAGUGACGGCUGGGAAAGAGCGUUCUGUGAGAAGAACUUCCUCUCUCAGGCCACGAUGGAGAUCAUCGUCGGGAUGCGGACUCAGCUUCUGGGACAGCUCCGGGCCACAGGGUUCGUGCGAGCGAGGGGUGGCGGGGACAUCCGGGACGUGAACCAGAACUCGGAGAACUGGGCGGUGGUCAAGGCCGCGCUGGUUUCUGGGAUGUAUCCCAACCUGAUCCAUGUGGAGCGGGACAGCCUGAGCCUCACGAGCUCCAGAGAGAAGAGGGUUCGCUUCCACCCCACGUCCGUCCUGAGCCAGCCGCAGUACAAGAAGAUCCCUCCAGCCAAUGGCCAGGCAGCAGCAGUGGAGUCCCUGCCCUGUGAUUGGCUGAUUUACGACGAGAUGACGCGUGCGCACAGGAUCGCUAGCGUCAGAUGCUGCUCUGUGGUCACGCCCCUGACCGUCGCUAUAUUCGGAGGAUGUGCGAAACUCCCGAGCUCCGCCUUGCAGGAACACAGAGGAGUCGGUGACGGUGUGAAUGACAGCAGUGACAGCGAGAUGGAGGAUCGAGCCACGGCUCAUCUGGCUCACAUCAGCAUCGACGAGUGGCUCAACUUCAAACUCGACCGAGAGAUGGCGGAGCUGGUGUUCGGGCUCAGACAGCGCUGGCAGAGCUUGUUCCUGCGCCGGAUCCGCUCUCCGUCUAAGGCCUGCUCUCAGCUGGACGAGGCCACGGUCCGCACGCUGGUGUCGGUGCUGUCGGCGGAGGAGCAGGCCUCGGGUCUCCAGCAGCCCACCGGCAUCGGCCAGAGACCCCGACCUAUGAACUCUGACGAGGCCCCGCAGACGGCCUGCAGGAGCACGGAGGAGCCGCCCAGCCCCGACAGACCUCGGCUGGCGUCUCAGAUGAAGAAUCACAGAUCGCUUUACUCGAAGCCGCUGGGAGAGGAGCAGGUCCCGUUUCACAGCGCUGACGACUCUUCAUCUCCCUCUUCUGGGAAAAGCUGCUCGUCUCCGUCGCCGAGGCCGCUGCGCUCCUGUGUGCGAUACUUCAUCAUGAAGAGCAGCAACAUGAGGAACAUCGAGCUGUCCCAGCAGAGGGGCAUCUGGUCCACCACUCCCAGCAACGAGCACAAGCUGACCCGGGCCUUCCAGGAGAGCAGCGCCGUGUUCCUCGUGUUCUCCGUGCAGGGCUCCGGACACUUCCAGGGUUACGCGCGCAUGACGUCGGCCAUCAGUGGCGAGAGGUGUCUGGACUGGGGUUCGGUCGGUCUGGGCGGUGUGUUCGGGGUGGAGUGGGUCCGGAAGGAGAGUCUGCCGUUCCAGCUCACACAGCAUCUCCUGAACCCCUGGAACGACAACAAGAGGGUCCAGAUCAGCCGGGACGGACAGGAGCUGGAGCCUCAGGCUGGGAGUCAGUUGCUGCAGUUCUGGGAGCGAAUCUGAACCGAUCGAUCCGGAUCGACAUCAGAAACACAAUCACACUGCAGAAACAUCACGUUCAUCCUCCGCGUUUCUGAUCAUACUGUAAUCAACACACACUUACUGGAGGAGAACGAUCACUGAAGACGCUUCUCCUCCAGUGGAUGUGUCUCGAUGUGAGAAAGUUUAGACAGAAACGCAGAGGAUGAACACACACGUGUUUUGCAGUGCAUCAUGUUUGUUUGUUUAUGGGCGUUAAUAGACUGAAGUAUGGAGUAAAUAUCUGUGUUUUGUUCUGGCUUUAUUUCAGUGAUUCGGCCUCUUAAACCUCAGAGAUGUUUUAUGAAUCUGUGUUUUUAAAUCUUCAUGAUCAGUUCGCCGUGCUUUUCUUUUAAUUGCUGUGCAAGUGUUCUUGUCAUCCAUGAUGGCUGCACACACACUCGUGUUCGAGGACGUGUUGGACGUGUUUCUCUGUUCACUGAUCAUUCGCUCUACGACACACACAAGUUCAUUUGUAACGAUCAUUAACUCUGUAUGUUCAGUGUUUGUUUUGAGUUAUGCAAAUGUAUUAUUUGCAAUAAAAAAAUGAUUUGCAUGUU
Pimephales promelas (fathead minnow) is the source of this 4843-nucleotide messenger RNA. RefSeq names its product YTH domain containing 2 (gene ythdc2). Gene Ontology annotation, cellular component: intracellular anatomical structure. Lineage: Eukaryota; Metazoa; Chordata; Actinopteri; Cypriniformes; Leuciscidae. Gene Ontology annotation, molecular function: ATP binding; RNA binding; helicase activity. The record is from RefSeq and is a predicted model, not a curated record.